This is a messenger RNA of Endocarpon pusillum Z07020, 3324 nucleotides long. RefSeq lists its product as uncharacterized. NCBI's taxonomy places the organism in Eukaryota, Fungi, Ascomycota, Eurotiomycetes, Verrucariales, Verrucariaceae. The record is from RefSeq and is a predicted model, not a curated record. The transcript has 2 exons. Gene Ontology annotation, biological process: peptide catabolic process. Gene Ontology annotation, molecular function: metalloendopeptidase activity; metal ion binding. The coding region runs from base 1 to 3324 and encodes 1107 amino acids. Gene Ontology annotation, cellular component: cytosol; mitochondrion.
AUGGCCAACGUACGCCGAAUCACAGAUGAUCUUGAGAGGCCUUCUCUCGAUGAUAGAUCCUAUCGAGUCAUCGAGCUUCCGAACAAGCUCCAAGCUCUCCUGGUACAUGACCCGGAAACAGACAAGGCUAGCGCGAGUAUGAACGUAAACGUUGGAAGUUACUCUGACGACGACAGCAUGCCCGGAAUGGCUCAUGCCGUCGAGCAUUUGUUGUUUAUGGGGACAAAGAAGUACCCAGUCGAGAACGAAUAUAGCUCGUAUCUCAGUUCUCAUGCUGGACACUCGAACGCCUACACUGCUCCAACACAGACGAACUAUUUCUUUGAAUGUGCAGCAUCAAGUGAGGCUGAGAACGCUACCGAGGUUGAUAAUGCCGCCUCUCCACCGGUCAACGGCGUAGCGUCUUCUCGCAGCCCCUUCUACGGGGCACUCGAUCGAUUCGCCCAGUUCUUUGUUGAACCGCUCUUUCUGGAGUCAACGCUUGACCGAGAACUCCGAGCUGUCGACUCAGAAAACAAGAAAAAUCUUCAGAGCGACCAGUGGCGCCUUACACAGCUGUCGAGGACAAUAUCAAAUCCGAAGCAUCCUUUUUCCAAAUUUUCUACUGGUAAUCUGGAAACUCUUCGCGACCUUCCGGAGAAGCGAGGCGUCAAGAUCCGUGAGAAAUUCAUUGAGUUCUAUGAGAAGCAUUAUUCCGCAAAUCGUAUGAAGUUGGUCGUGUUAGGUAAAGAGCCUCUCGAUGAAUUAGAACAGUGGGUCGAUGAGUUGUUCACAGGCGUAAAGAACAAAGAUCUGCCUGAGAAUCGAUGGGAUGGCCCAGAGCAGCCUUUCACCAAGGCAGAGCUGUCAACUCAGAUUUUUGCGAAACCAGUAAUGGAGUCCAGAACUUUGGAGAUGUGGUUUCCCUAUCCGGAUGAGGAAGACCUAUACGAAACACAGCCGUCACGAUUCUUGGGUCACUUAUUGGGUCACGAAGGUCCGGGCAGUAUUCUGGCUUAUAUCAAAGAGAAAGGAUGGGCAAACGGUCUUUCCUGCGGGUACUAUCCACUCUGUCCCGGCACUGCAUUCUUUGAUCUCGACAUUCGCCUGACGCCAGACGGGUUAGAAUAUUAUCAGGACGUCAUGAAGGUUGUCUUCCAGUACAUAUCAUUGAUGAAGGAGCAGCCACCGUUGGAGUGGAUGUUUGACGAGAUGAAGACCAUUGGGGAUGUCAACUUUAGGUUCAAGCAAAAGUCGCCAGCAAGCCGCUUCACAAGUGCUACUAGUGCUGUUAUGCAGAAGCCUCUUCCUAGAGAAUGGCUGCUUAGUGGCUCUACCAAAUUGCGGAAGUUUGACCCUGAUGGAAUCGUUCGGGCCAUGCAGUAUCUGCGACCAGACAAUUUUCGGAUGAUGAUUGUCAGCCAAGAUCAACCAGUCCGCCUUGAUAAGAAGGAGAAGUGGUACGGUACAGAGUAUGCAGUCCAGGACAUACCGGAAGACCUGCUGUCAGAGCUUCAUAAGUCAUGGCAAAGUGGAGCGAGAGAAAGACCAAAGGAGCUGCAUCUCCCACACAAGAACGAGUUUAUCCCGACGAGGUUAGACGUGGAGAAGAAGGUUACAACAGAGCCGGCGACGGCACCGAAGCUGAUUAGACACGAUGAGAUGAUGCGGGUAUGGUACAAGAAGGAUGAUAGGUUCUGGGUACCAAAGACGAAUUUUCUCAUCACGAUACGCAGUUCCAUGACCUAUGCCACACCCGCGAACCACGUCAAGACUAAGCUAUUUUGUGAAUUGGUCAAAGACUCUUUGUCCGAAUAUGCUUACGAUGCAGAUAUUUCAGGCCUUGUGUACAACACGUCUGGGACGGUGCUCGGUAUCGAUGUUAAUAUUGGGGGCUACAGUGACAAGCUACCCGUCCUGUUAGAGAAGGUUCUACGAAGCAUGAAAGAGCUAAAAGUCGGCCCAGACCGAUUCAAGAUCAUCAAAGAGCGGAUAUCCCGGGGAUACAAGAAUUGGGACUACCAAAAGCCAUACUACCAGGUUGGCGGUUAUGUCCGAUGGCUCACGCACGAGCAAUCCUGGAUCAACCACCAAUAUGCGGCUGAGCUGCCAAACAUUGAGGCCGAUGAUGUUCAGACGUUUAUUCCUCAAAUUUUGGGCCACAACCAUAUUGAGAUUCUAGCUCAUGGAAAUCUAUACAAAGAAGAUGCUCUGAAGAUGGCGAACCUGGUUGAAACCAUUCUCAAACCUCGACCCCUCCCGCAAUCUUUAUGGCAUUUACGAAGAGACAUGGUCUUACCAUCUGGAAGUAAUUACACAUAUCGACGAAGUUUGGUCGAUCCUGGCAACGUCAACCAUGCGAUUGAAUAUAGUCUGCUCAUUGGUGAUAGAACAGACCGCAAGCUGAAGGCCAAGGCUCAACUUUUUGCGCAGAUGCUGCAUGAACCAACAUUUGACCAGCUAAGAACAAAGGAGCAGCUUGGAUAUGUCGUCUUCAGCGGAGCGCGAUUAUCCACUGCGAGUAUCCUUUACCGCGUCCUUAUCCAAUCCGAAAAGGAUCCAGAUUAUCUCGAAGGGAGGAUAGAAGCACACCUCUCAAGAUUCAGAGCUGACCUUGAGAGAAUGAGCGAUUCGGAAUUCGAAGCUCACAGACGGAGCGUCAUCAAUCGAAAGCAAGAAAAGCUCAAAAACUUGGCAUCCGAGACGGCAAGGCUGGCGGAUAAUAUUGGGAAUGAGUACUUUGACUUCUACAAGCUGGACCAUGAUGUGGUGGAGCUGAAACAGCUGAACAAGGGAGACAUACAAGACUUCUACAAUGAGUUUAUCGAUCCGCACUCGAAGACGCGAGCGAAGUUAUCUGUACAUAUGGUCGCACAGAGUACGCCGAACGAAGAGGCAAAGUUGUCUCCACAACAGCAAAGCGAAGCUCUCCUAGAUGCACUGAGCAAAUUCCUGAGCAGCUCAGGUGUCAGCUGUGAUCCUGAGACAUUGAAAGCCUCUCUGGACAAGGUCGACAUCCCAUCAGGUGAUCAAGAAGGUGUGCUCUCCGCGGUCAAGGCGUACGCCGAAUCAUCUCUUCCUGAUGAAAAGAUCGACUCCAUUGCAGCGCAGUUGCACGAAGCGCUGCCUCCUCUGUUCAUGACCUUGGGGAUCAAGUCGAAAUCCGCUGCGAAAGAGCAGGAACAAGAAGCCGAGCAAGAUGCAGCAGCCAGUGGAACUGUCGAGAAGAUACCGCCUGUCAUGGUUGAGAAUGUGGAUACUUGGAAAGCAGGCUUGCGGGUCAGUGAGGGUCCCCGGCCAUUGGUAGAUCUGAGCGAAUUCGAAGAGAUGGAACCAAAGCUAUGA